Molecule: messenger RNA, 2181 nt
Organism: Nicotiana attenuata
Lineage: Eukaryota; Viridiplantae; Streptophyta; Magnoliopsida; Solanales; Solanaceae
Exons: 5
Coding region: 12-1832 (606 amino acids)
Biological process (GO): DNA transposition
Molecular function (GO): transposase activity; zinc ion binding; DNA binding
Source: RefSeq, a predicted model, not a curated record
UGGCAUCAAGAAUGCACAGGGACAAGGGAUUUCAAAUAAAAACUUACAACCCUGAGCAUAGUUGUAAAAAUUGGUAUCAUCGUAAUAAGACGAUCACAUCUUCUUUUAUUGCAAGGAGAUAUCUGGAUACCAUCAGUUCAAACAGGGAUCUGAAAGUUUCUAAAUUCAGAGAUACAAUUAGUCGGCAACUUAAAGCUCAUAUUAGUUUACCUCAAGCUAGAAGGGCUAAAAGAAAGGCCAUCGCGUUGCUUGAUGGUGAUAUUAAAGAUCAAUUUGCUAUGUUGUGGGACUACAUCGAUGAGCUUGAAAGGACAAAUCCAGGUAGUUCGAUUCAUGUGAAAUUAACAGAAAAUGAAAUAGCUAACAAGCCAUAUAUAUUUCAGAGAAUUUAUAUAUGCUUUGCUGCUUGUAAGGAAGGCUUCAAGGCCGGUUGUAGAAAGAUAGUUGGUGUAGAUGGUUGUUGGUUAAAGGGCCCGAUGUAUGGAACUCAAUUGUUAACAGCAGUUGGGCUUGAUGCUAAUAAUAACAUAUUCCCAAUCGCAUAUGCAGUUGUUGAAAAGGAAACACGGGAUACGUGGUCAUGGUUUUUGAACUACUUGUCUAUUGAUUUGGAUAUUGAUGAUCAUGGUGGUUGGACUUUCAUGUCAGAUAAGCAAAAAGGUCUUCUUGAAGCAUUUAACGAUGUGUUGCCAUUCGUCAGUCAUAGAUUCUGCGUGAGACACCUCUAUGGCAAUUUUAGGAGGGCUUGCUUUAGUGGUUUCUCCUUAAGGAAUGCACUUUGGGCUGCUGCAAAGUCUACGACGGUGAAGUUCUUUCAUGAUCGCAUGUCUGACCUUUUAAAUUUAGAUGCAGAUGUUGUUUCUUGGUUAAAUGACAAACCACCAAGUGAAUGGUCUAGAUCUCACUUCAAUCCAAAUGCUAAGUGUGAUAUCUUGUUGAAUAACAUGUGUGAAUCCUUUAAUAGCAUGAUACUUGAGGCCCGAGACAAGCCCAUUAUAACAUUGUUAGAGAAAUUAAGAUACAUAUUGAUGGCUCGGAUACAAGCUAACAGGGAUAAAGGAGAAAAAUGGAAUUUGGGUGAUGUUUGCCCUAGAAUCAAGGAUAUUUUACACAAAAAUGAGGCGGCAGCAGCUGCGUUUAUUCCUCAAAGAUCAAAUAAGUGGAAUUAUGAAAUCCUUGGAGAGAGCAUGGAUGAUAAUUGGGCAGUGGACCUACAUAACAAAACAUGUAGUUGUAGGAAGUGGACGAUAACAGGAUAUCCUUGCAAGCAUGCCAUUUCAGCAAUUUGGGCUAAAAAUGAUGAGGUAAUUAAAUACGUCGAUGACUACUACAUGGUGGAAACAUAUAGGAGAAUUUAUGAAUAUGCUAUUCUUCCAAUUAAUGGGUCACAGUUGUGGCCUAAAUCUUGUAAGAUUCCUCCUUUGCCUCCAAAGAAUGUGAAACAGAAGAGAGGAAGAAAGCAAAAAUUGAGGAAAAAGGUAUUUGGUGAAGCUGGAGCGAGCAGAACAAGGAUGAAGAGGAAGCAAACAACUAUUGAAUGUAGCAUUUGUCAUAAGCCUGGUCACAAUAAGAGAACUUGCAAGUUUAGCUAUGUGGAGACAGAAACUUACCUAAAUGAACCAGUCUUGUGGCAAUCAACUACAUCAUCACAUCCUGAAAAAUUGCCGGUUAGAAGAGGAGAAUUAAAUGAGAAAUUUUUAAGUUGCAGUCCGUGGUUAGGUUCGCAAUGGAGCAGAAUUUCUCCUUUUUGCAGAAUUUUUCAUAUUCAUUUACUUAUUUUCCUUCUUCCAAGAAAUACUGGUUCUUGGAAGACAUCGUUGUUCCCAUGGUAAAGAGCACAUAAAUGAAUUUCAAGAUCACAGGGUUCUUCCCAUGAUAACAAUGUCCCCUCGCUGGUUCCAGGAGCAUUUUAGAAGACUGAAAAUCAACUAGACUCCAAGCUGGGUAUAAUCAAGAUCGCGCUUUUUUCUAAAUUUCCAAUAUAUUGCAUUGGGCCAAUGAAUUCGACUCAAAAGUCAGUUCAUUAUCUUGAAAAUACAGAAGGGGUGAUAUUUUAUGUAACUUACAUGAGUAUACAAUCAUUUGCUAGACUGCUAGUUUCUUCUCUCAGAGUAUCAACUAUUGAACAAAGGGGAUUAGUUAUUGCUCAACUUUCUUAAUAAAAUCUCUUGUUGCAUAGAA